CUCCACUUUCCUUUAAUUAUAUAAUACACACUACUCUCCCCUUCUCUAGUCCCUACAUAUCCUUGCAUUUCCCACACGCCCUCUCUGCUUUUUCUCUCUCUUGCUCUGACUUUUCUUCACUUUUUUCUUCUUUCUUGCCUAUAAAUCCCUCUUCAUCUCAUUCCAAUUAGAUUAGACGUUGAUAAUUUGGAGGGAAACACAAUUGAAAGGUUGAAAGAUGAAAGAGAGUGGUAGGACGAAGCAGGGUGUGCCCUCUCCCUGUGCUGCAUGCAAGCUCCUCCGUAGAAGGUGUGCUCAGGAUUGUGUUUUUGCUCCCUAUUUCCCUGCAGAUGAGCCCCAGAAGUUUGCUAAUGUGCACAAAGUAUUUGGUGCCAGCAAUGUCAACAAGAUGCUUCAGGACUUACCAGAGCAUCAGAGAGGGGAUGCUGUGAGCAGCAUGGUGUAUGAGGCAAAUGCAAGAGUGAGGGACCCUGUGUAUGGCUGUGUAGGUGCCAUUUCAUCUCUUCAGCAACAGAUUGAUCUGCUUCAGACCCAAUUGGCAGUAGCUCAGGCUGAAGCUGUGCACCUCAGGGUGCGCCAGAGUACUGCAUCAUCUCUCUGGAACCCAUGUCAUGGCCCAACUAGCCCCACCUACACUAGUGUCCCUCCAUCAUCCAAGAUCCUUGAAUCUCAAGCCAAACAUGUUUUUGACAUGGACAUGAUGGUGGACCAUGCUGGAUAUGGUGGGGAUUCCAUGUGGUAAUGGAGCAAUGCUACUCAUAAUAAUUAUUACUUAUUACUACUAUAACUAUACUAGUACUAUUUAGUCAAUAUUAAAAGAUACAAAGCAAAACAGGGGAGACAUUAUUUUCUAAAGUAAUGUCUUUCUAUACUUUCACUUUAGUAAAGUAGAACUAGAAAUCUAGAAGCUAUGGUGGCUGAGGCUGCGGCCUGAGAUGGUUAGAGAAAGAGCUGUGGCAGAUGAUCUUCGCCCGCUUGCUUGGUUAAUUGCAUUUUAGAAAUCAUUCUACAAUUGAUUCUGAUGACAGAAUCUACUAUGUGUAGAAAUUUCUGAGUAGGUUAGGGCAUUUCGGAAUUGAUACCGAUGAAGGAAGCUAAUCUAAAUAUGUUAUAAUUUGGUUUUGGAAAAUUGAUUGCUUGUUAACUAGUUAUAGUGUAAAUAUAUAUUGUAUGUGUCACUUGACAAUGAAGGGUACGCUUCAUAUAUAUCGUUGGAUGGUGGACUCUUCUUUGAGAAAGGUUGCUUGUAGUAGCUCUUCCAAUUACUGGAUCUUUGGCAGUUUACCAGGAAGAUGCACCUGUUGGCAUUUACUUAGUUUUUUACAAGUAUUGCUGCUUCUUUGUAAUGUUGGGAUAUUGCUAUACAAUCAUUUUAAGUAUUUUAAUGUCGCUUUGUUCUA
Messenger RNA from Lotus japonicus, 1400 nucleotides. Its product is annotated as LOB domain-containing protein 4-like. Lineage: Eukaryota; Viridiplantae; Streptophyta; Magnoliopsida; Fabales; Fabaceae. The transcript is spliced from 2 exons. The coding region runs from base 218 to 742 and encodes 174 amino acids. The record is from RefSeq and is a predicted model, not a curated record.